AUGAAGCUUUUUAACGUAUAUGGUUAUGCUACAGUUCUAUUACUUAUCACAACAUCAACUGCAACAACGACAUCAACAAAUGAUGGGAAAAAAGAGACGAAGAUGGUAGUCCAGUUAUGUGAUGUGAAUCUGACAUGGACAACCGGUUGUUGGAAAGAAAAAUGCAACAAUUAUUGUCAUUUCUGGAGGAAGAAAUACUCAUGGGGAACAUGUUCGGAUGCUCAAACGUGCAAGUGUCAAUGGAUUUGUUCAUAA
Lactuca virosa is the source of this 255-nucleotide messenger RNA. The record is from the annotation of a GenBank genome assembly. Lineage: Eukaryota; Viridiplantae; Streptophyta; Magnoliopsida; Asterales; Asteraceae.